AUCCCUCCCAAUUUGGUUGGUACAAUUAACGGGUCUGGGCCUAUCCAAUUUGUAAUAUCCACUUGUAGCCCAUCUCAUAUAUAAACCCGGUCGGCUUCAAUCGAUUUUUUGUUAGGGUUUAACUAACUUGUAAGUCAAGAAAUCUACCAAUCUCUUAAAAAAAAAAAAAAAGAGAGAGAGUAGAAAAUAGCAUUGGUGGAUUCCCCAAAGUUGCAAUGGAUCCUUCAGCCUUAAAGUCUGCUGAAUUGGAGCAACUUCUCAAUCAAGAGAAACAAAGGGCCAUGGUCAAUGAAGUAGUUGCAAAGCUUACAAGUUCCUGCUGGGACAAAUGUGUGACCGGUACUCCUGGAAGCAAGUUCAGCUCCAGUGAAUCUAAUUGUUUAAGUCACUGUGCACAACGAUACAUGGAGAUGAGCAUGAUCAUAACGAAACGGUUUCAGAGCAUGCAUUGAACAAAGAUUGGCCUUAUAAAAUGGACUCGAUAAUCUUUUUUGAUUCCUUCAAACAUUUCUGAAAGAAAAUGAAGUAAAAAAUUUUUGUUGCUCAAUACAGUUCAUGUGAUGUUACUUAUGUUAUUAAUUACUAAAUGCAAAGAGAUGCUCUCAUUUUUAUCU
This is a messenger RNA of Capsicum annuum, 614 nucleotides long. Its product is annotated as mitochondrial import inner membrane translocase subunit TIM8. The transcript has 2 exons. Bases 216 to 452 code for a protein of 78 amino acids. The record is from RefSeq and is a predicted model, not a curated record. NCBI's taxonomy places the organism in Eukaryota, Viridiplantae, Streptophyta, Magnoliopsida, Solanales, Solanaceae.